GGACAGAUUGGUUCCCCUGAAGAAAUCGCACUGCAUCGUUCCCUUCAACCACGAUGUUGUCGAGCCUAGUAGAAUAUGCGUCCUCAUGGACGGGGCAGAACACAGAUUCUGACGGCGCAGCGGAGGGUACGAAGGAGAUCGGGCCGAUGAAAGUGUCGCAGUUGUUCAUACACCCCAUCAAGAGCUGUCGCGGAACGUCGGUACAGCAAGCCAGAUUCACCUCCGAAGGGCUCGAGUACGACAGGAAAUGGGCCAUCAUCGACGCCGAGACGCGCAAAGUGCUCACCGCGCGUGACAUCCCCGAGAUGGUGCUGAUCACACCGACGAUCGAGCCCGACCCGUCCUCGCCAGACGGCGGCUCGCUCACGAUAUCCUUCCCGCCCUCCUCCGACUGCGCCGCCUUCUCCACCCCGCUGAACCCAAGCCCGGACAUGCUCGAGCGCUGGGCGGUCCUACACGGCCUCAAAAUCUGGUCGCACACGACCGACGGCUGCCUCGUCCCCGCGCCCGCGUCCGACGUACUCUCCGCGUACACGAAGCGCCGCGUGCAGCUCGUGUACAAGGGCCCCGCGCCGCGCGCGUGCGACCCCACGCGCGCGUUCCCCGCGCUGCAGGCAACGGUGCGGUACCAGGACGGGUACCCGCUGCUGCUGGUGAGCGAGGAGGGGCUGGAGGAGGUGGGGAAGGUGAUCGGGGAGUGGGCGGGGAAGGAGGAGGGGGUGAAGAUGGGCGUGGGGGAGAAGUGGCGGGAGGGGAAGGUCGGGGUGGAGAGGUUCCGCCCUAACAUCGUUCUCAAAGGCUCGGGGGUGCCCUUCAUCGAAGACGCCCUGCAGGAAAUCAGCCUCCUCCCAUCCAAGGCGAACCAGAACCCGACAGCGGCCCCAAUUAGCCUUGUGGCAAAAUGUCCGCGGUGCUUACUGCCAAACGUCGACCCCGAGGACGGCACCCGCGACAAGGCCGUCCCGUUCAAGGUGCUGAUGAAGUUCCGGACCGGGCUCGAUCCGGAGAAUAUGCGGUCACCCUGCUUUGGGUGCAAUGGCGUGCCUCGUGGGGACGGGGUGGUGUGUGUUGGUGAUGAUGUUGCGGUUACGAAGUGGCUUGAGGAGUAG
This is a messenger RNA of Gloeophyllum trabeum ATCC 11539, 1109 nucleotides long. RefSeq lists its product as uncharacterized. The record is from RefSeq and is a predicted model, not a curated record. The coding region runs from base 54 to 1109 and encodes 351 amino acids. Lineage: Eukaryota; Fungi; Basidiomycota; Agaricomycetes; Gloeophyllales; Gloeophyllaceae. The transcript has 8 exons. Gene Ontology annotation, molecular function: molybdenum ion binding; catalytic activity; pyridoxal phosphate binding.